This is a messenger RNA of Clarias gariepinus (North African catfish), 1442 nucleotides long. RefSeq names its product RNA polymerase I subunit F (gene polr1f). Gene Ontology annotation, cellular component: RNA polymerase I complex. Lineage: Eukaryota; Metazoa; Chordata; Actinopteri; Siluriformes; Clariidae. Gene Ontology annotation, biological process: DNA-templated transcription; DNA-templated transcription initiation. The record is from RefSeq and is a predicted model, not a curated record. The coding region runs from base 35 to 1135 and encodes 366 amino acids. The transcript has 4 exons.
ACCACGUGUUUCCGUCCCAAAGUUUUAAGGCAACAUGGCCAACCCGGAGCAGGCGGACGAUGAACCGAAACGCAGUGUAAUUUCCACAGACGGGUCCGCGGGGGUAAACCCAGCCCCGGGCCGUGGUUCGCUCGCCGCGCCGUGUCUGAUCCCGAGCUUCGCGGACGCGCGUGAGCUCGUGCCCGCGCCGUACUCGUGUCUCGUGCUGCACACGCACCGCAGGCAUGUUGCCCUCCCGCCCCUGUACCUGAACAAGAAGAGGACCGGGAUCCAACAAGAACUCAACGCCGAGCUUCUGAAGUACUCCAACAGUUUGAAAGGUGUGCCUUUGGCCUAUGAUGGCAUCAAAAUUAUUGGGCAGCAUGGAGACAUUUUCGAUGACCAAGGCUACAUUCAUUUAAACGUUGAAGCAUCGUUUGUGAUUUUCAAGCCGAUGAAAGGAGAAACACUUGUGGGUGUGAUCAAUAAAAUCGGAGUGGGCCACGUGGGCUGCCUGGUGCACGGCUGCUUUAACGCCAGCGUGGUGAAGCCGGCUCAGCUCACUUCUGAGCAGUGGAGAGACUCUGGCCUGAAGCUGGGAGGCAGCCUGAUGUUCGAGGUGUGUCAGUUGGACGCUGAUGUGGCUGGAGUUCUGCUGAUCAGAGGAAGACUGGAAAAGUCCAGGGUGAACGAGCUUGUUACCUCCUUCAGCAGUGCAGGAAUGGGGGAAGAUGAGACGCUGGAAAUGGUCACUGAGGCAGACUCAUUAACAACUGAAGACCCAACGGAGAGCUGUGAUGCUUCCAAGCCCAAGAAGAAAAAAAAGAAAAAGGACAAAGAAAAGAACAAGAAAUCUGUGGAGGAGCUAAACAACAACCAGACAGAUGGGGAAGUGACUCAUGAUGUGAAUGGUAACAGAGUGGAGGUGGAUUCUGAUCCCAGCAGCCGUCCAAAGGAGAAAAAGAAGAAGAAGAAAAAGGAUAAAAAGCAGGAAUCAGAUGCUAAGCUGCUGUCCCCUAGUGCUGAUCUCCUGAACAGUGACUCAAGUGGAUAUAUUAGUGGAAAAAGCAGUAAAAAGAGAAAAGCACAGGAGGAUGAGCACCUCCAGAAGGACUCUGACAUUCAUCUAGCUAAAAAGAAGAAAAAGAUAAAGUGAGACUUGUUUUCAUGCUAUGACUUUAAUUUUUAAAGUGUCUGAAUGUGUAUUGUUAGUAAUAUAUCAUAAUGCAAUAAAGGACAGAUUAUUCUCUAACAGUAUAUUCUGUAUACUCUAUGCAGAUGUACUGUAGAACAGUAUACUCUUCUUUUUUUAACCAAUAGAGGGCAGUAUGGAGUUUUCAAUGUUCCUUAAAUUGAAUUAAACUGAUUUAGAUUGGCAUUCGAGUAUUGAUGGAAUGUGUAUGAAAGCAACAUAUAAUAAUUAUAAUAAAAGUGAAGGCUAUUUGCUGCAUUUUAAAAUGGUA